CAGUUGAGAACACAGAGAAUAAGAGCAAAGUUCUUCGUCCGUAUAAUGAGUGAAACACAAAGUGAAAAAACGCAAACGCACGAGAACGAGUUUGCAAUCGCUCGUCAAAUGUGAAAAAUGAAACACUCGAAAUCCUCGCAAACACGAAGAAAAUCAACAGGUGAGAAAGUACAAUACACCGAUUGCCUAUUUAUCAGUUCCAACUACGUCAUUGGAUUGUAAGAGGCUGAAGAGAUCUCUGGAUCGAAUCUUGGGAGAGAUUGCGAUAACGCGGUAUAGUAAAACCUCAUUGAAUCGCGCGUCUUCGCGAAAAGCGAAAAGAUCUUCGAUCGAAUACAAAGGAUCGGGAACAAAGGGAGAAGGGAGAAGGGAGAAGAAACCAGGAAUUUUUUUGGCAAUCUGCGGAUACACCCACUUGGAAUGCUAACAGCUGUAAUAUCGCACGUUGCGUCGAUCCGUCUUCGGAAUUUGUCAAGUGAGCCGCAUUCGACCUCGGAACAUUUCGAAUCGGAGAUUGAGAUCGCGUGAGGAGAUCGAGUAAGUGAAUGAGAACGGAAUGAACGGAAUGAACGGGAUAAACGGUAACGUGCCGAAAAUGAGCGACAAAUCGUCGUCGUCGCCUGACUGCGGGGAAGAGCAGAAGCUGCUGCCGACCACGCCGACGACGCCGAUGAUUCUACAAGUGACGAAGAAUCCAUACUCGUACUCGUCUUUCAGGAGCCGAUACCGGGCUGGACCGACGCGGAAGCUGCGUCGUCGCGCCGUCCUGAAGAACGGCGACUGCAACGUACUACAAUCGCGCAUCUCCAGGCGAUCGCUGCGCUUCUUGCAGGAUAUUUUCACGACCCUGGUAGACACGCAAUGGCGUUGGACGCUGAUGUGCUUCAUCUUGAGCUUCUUUUUGUCCUGGCUGGGCUUCGCGGUGAUCUGGUGGCUAAUCGCCUUCACUCACGGUGACUUCGAGGAACGUCAUCUGCCGCCUUACCAGGUGGAAAACAACUGGACGCCCUGCGUUUACAACAUCUUCAGUUUCACCAGUUGCUUCCUCUUCAGCAUCGAGACCCAACACACCAUCGGAUACGGCAGUCGCUCCACCACCGAGGAAUGCCCCGAGGCGAUCUUCGUCAUGUGCAUUCAGAGCAUCGCCGGCGUCAUGAUCCAGGCGUUCAUGGUGGGCAUCGUGUUCGCCAAAAUGACACGCCCGAAACAACGCACCCAGACCCUGCUGUUCUCGCGGAACGCAGUGAUCUGUCAACGGGACGGUGAGCUCUGCCUCAUGUUCCGCGUGGGCGACAUGCGGAAGAGUCACAUCAUCGGCGCGACCGUUCGCGCUCAGCUGAUCCGUAACAGAACCACGAAGGAGGGCGAGAUCUUGUCGCAGAACCAGCAAGAACUGAUAGUGGGCACCGACGGCCAGAACGGCGACCUGUUCUUCAUCUGGCCAACCACCAUCAUCCAUCGGAUCAACGAGGAGUCACCCUUUUACAACAUGUCGGCCGAGGACAUGCUGACCGAUCGUUUCGAGGUCGUGCUGAUCCUCGAAGGUACCAUCGAGUCCACGGGACAAACCACACAGGCCAGGUCCAGCUAUCUUCCGCAGGAGAUCCUCUGGGGCCAUCGAUUCGACCCCAUGGUGAGCUACUCGAAGGAACGGCAGGGCUACGAGGUGGAUUACUCGCUGUUCGACAGCACCACUCAGGUCGACACUCCGUUAUGCUCCGGCAAGGAACUCGCCGAAUUCUACAGGGUGCAGGACGAUCUUCGUCAUGGAACCGGUGUCCUGAUCGGCGAGAACUCGCUGGAGCGACUGUGUUGCUGUCAACCGACCAUCCAGAUCAACCGACGUUUAAAAGCGUCCCUCGCACCCUUGGACACACCAAAGAGUCAUGAGGACAGCGCAGAGGACGAGCAGAGUUCGCGAAAUGCCAAAGUUCAACCAAGCUCGAACUAUAACUCGCCUGGGCCUCAAAUCGCAAAUAUCGAAUCGCCGAGGGUGUUUGAUUUCGACCCCAACGCUAUUCAAGUGAUGGACGAUGUGGAAUUUGAACAUCUGCCGGAAGCAGUGAACCGAGAAAUCUUGAAAAACAGCCGAGAGAUCAUCUUCGAGAAUGAAGAAGAUGGAGUUUCACGGAGGGCCCCGAUAAAACUGUACCAAGAAAAAAACAAGACUCCGAGAAGCAGCCGAGAGAUUAUUCAUGAAGAGGAGAGAAGAAACGUCCCAAUGCAGAGAUCCUUGGGGAGAAAUAUAAUGAGAUUAAACGCGAGAGAUGCCUCCAAAAUUUACAAGGAAGAGAUAUUACCUCUCGUGAAAAUUGAGGAAAAUCACGAAGGCAUUGGAAAUGCUUUACAAGAACCCGGCAGAAGAUAUAAGAUAAAGAGUAAGAAGGAUUACAAUAUGUACUUUGAGAGGAAGUUAGGAAUGCAAAAUCGGCGAUGUCACAUUGCACCGCUAAAUCGAGAUCAGAAGGUGUCGCAGACAGAUUUCUUCUUAAACGUAGAAAAAAAGUCUAUGAGAAGACUCAAUAGAAAUCGCAGGGACGAUGCCUUUGUAAUAAAUGAUGAAAGAUUCUUGAAGGAAUCCGACAGAAACGCGAUCGAUCAGCUCGCCGUUUCACCAAAUCGCGAUCAAAAGAUCCACCUUUUCUCAAACAAGGAGCAAGAGUCUUCUAUCGAGUUUAAUAGACACUUAAUCGACGAUCCUUUCGCGACGAAUAACGGAGGACCCUUCAGGGGACCCAAACGAAAUGCAAUCGACAUGCAGAAUUACGAAAUGUGUCUCGAGGAGAGAUCGGAAAUGUACGAUCCCUUCUUAAACAAGAAACAGGAUUCUUCGAACAACGAACGAGCCUUCGAGCAGCCAGAAACAAUCGCGAUCAACAACAUGAAAUAUAUCAAGAUGCUAGAGGAAGGUGAAGAAUCCUCGGAAAGGUCAUUGACGUUGAAUCGACGAUUGAACUACGAUUCUCCUCAGCGGGAAAAUGACCAUCGGCUGAAACUAUACGACAAGAUCAGAAUCGAAAACGAGAAGAGGAGACCUGCCAGCCAUCUCGCCAAGAUAAUAAUACAGCGCAAAUUUCAUCCUGCUGGUCAUCCUCGAUCAUUGGGAUCUCCGUUCUCCGAUCUCUCGCCAGAAUCGGGCUUUUGCGAAGGGAAUUUAUCGAACUUGAGCCCGGAGUGCGACCGAAGGGAACCUCGCUUGACUUCAAGGAACAGGUUCGAAGACGUCGAUGUGAUAAAAGGAGACAGCAGUUCAUCGGAAAACAACUUGUCGCAAAAGAAUGGGCUUGGUAUUCCGGAAGAGUGUGUUCAAGUGCCAAUCGUUGAAGUAUCUAGCUACCUAUGUGACAAUAUUCAGAUCGUUGACGAGAGUAGGACUUCUUCACACAGCAAUCUCUCUCAAAAGCGCUUCGUCGAAGAUGAAGAUGACAUUUCAGUGAAGUGUGUGAAAAGUCGGAUUGUCGAAAUGUCUUCUCGUAUAUGCGACAGUGUCGAAAAUAUCGAUGAAAACAGGGCUUCUUCGGACAGUAGCUUAUCUUAUAAACAUUUCUUCGACGAAGAUAACAGUACAAUAAAGCGUAUUGAAGUUCCGUUUAAUUGCAUGGCCAAUAAUACGCAUGAUGUUGAGUAUACGGAAUCUUCGGCUAACGAUUUCUCUUCCAAAUAUUUCGUCGAUGACAAUAACGAUCCAGAAGAGCAUGCUGAAAAUCUGGAUGUUCAUUUGAGCAAAACCAACCAAUGUUUUGUAGAGAACCACAGUGAUGUAAUAAAAUGUGCCAAUGCUUCGUCCGUGAAAGCAAAAAUUAUGCGUACAGGUAACGAGGUGCAGGACGUUAAUGAUGAAAUGAUGAAGAAACGUAGUUUUCCAAAUGCAUCCGGAAGAUUGUUUGAUGAUUUUGACAACUCGGAGGAAUUGAAUUGUUGCUUGAUGUUAGCUAAAACGAGUAAUGAAUUGUAGACGAGCGAAGAAAUACUUGGAUGUUUUUUUCUUUUUUUUUUUUGUUUUUUGAGAGAGAUGUUAAGUUUUCAUAAAUUAUACGUAUAUAUGAUUAUAUGUAAACGAUGUGAAUGUACGACUUUCGGGACGUUUAUCGGUGAAAACACGUCCACUUUCCUUUAUUGAAAUUAUUCAGUCGUGUAUGCAUUGCGGAGUAUUUAUUACUAUUGUUGCAGCAUUGAGUAUUAUAUUUGAAUGAUGUAUUGCAUUAAUAAUACAAUUAAAUUAAUGAUCUAUUAUAUUAAUGAUAUAUUAUAACGAGAAAGUUAUAGAAGUGAAAGAACUUGGACGCGUGUACAAAAUCCAGCAUAAUCGAUCGCGCGUGUGCGCGCGUGACAAUUGUUUGUACAAUAAAAGUGACGAGAAAAAUUA
Messenger RNA from Harpegnathos saltator (Jerdon's jumping ant), 4366 nucleotides. RefSeq lists its product as uncharacterized. Bases 557 to 3955 code for a protein of 1132 amino acids. Gene Ontology annotation, biological process: potassium ion import across plasma membrane; regulation of monoatomic ion transmembrane transport. Gene Ontology annotation, molecular function: inward rectifier potassium channel activity. Gene Ontology annotation, cellular component: plasma membrane. The record is from RefSeq and is a predicted model, not a curated record. NCBI's taxonomy places the organism in Eukaryota, Metazoa, Arthropoda, Insecta, Hymenoptera, Formicidae. The transcript has 5 exons.